AUGCCACUGGAGAGCAAAUAUGCCCUUAGAGUCUCUUCUAUUCCUGACUAUACCACCAAGGAGCAGUUUGCCGACUUCGUACGAAGCGUCUCCGCAGCGGGAGACUGCAAGAGACAGUCCAUCUUCUCUUCUUUGAAGGUUAAGCAUUGGAGGAAGAUCAGCAAACGCAGCUUAGGAAUACCGGCGGAGCCUUCGCGGCCGGUCUCGCCCUCCACAAGUGGUCAGGAUGAUGGUACCCCCUUGGUGAGAGGCAGUGAUGACGGUAUUCGUACCUCGUUUGCUAGUCAACAUAGCCUUGAGGUCGGGACUAUAGCCUUUUCAUCCAAGAAGACAUCCGAGAUAGUCCUUGAGAGGCAUGAGAGGGCAAGGAGGGAUGAUGUUGGCUAUCCGUGGAAAGACUGGGACUUGUCGAACAACUUCCAGGGAAUUACGGUCCUCUACGAACCUGCGGCCGAGGAAGAGAAUGAGGGAGGAAUCGAAAAUGACGAAGGGAAAGGAAGAAUAGGAGCAGAUAAGAGAGCCGAAGGCAGUCAGAGAAGCAAAAGGGCCAAAGUGGAUAUGGACAUCUGUGCUGUUCACGGGCUCGGCGGGAACGCCAUGGAUACGUGGAAUGCUUCUGAUAAGGGCAUAUUGUGGCUCCGGGACCACCUUCCUUCUUCGGAGUACUUCAGCAACAGCCGAAUCAUGACUUUCGGCUAUGAUUCCGACUUGACAGAUCCUGGCACCGUGGCGGGGCUGGAGAACUGGGCAGAGUCGCUGAUUCACUGCUUAAGUGAAGAACAAGCACGCCCACUACUUUUUGUCUGCCACUCAUUGGGUGGCCUGGUCGCUAGAAAGGCCAUGUCACAGCUUCCAACAUCCAACAUCAAGGGCAUCACUGUGUCACAAUGUGGACUGGUUUUUCUUGCAACCCCACAUACUGGCACUACCAAGGCGGAUUGGAGCGACUUUAUAGUAGCAGCUGCCGGAACAGUGGCCGGCGUUAGACCAGAGGUUGUUUCGCAUCUUCAGUCAUUCAACCCUGCCUCUGUCUGGGAUAAGAAGGCGUUUCUGAAGCUAACCCCACGACCUCCCUUUCGAUGUUUUGCCGAAGGUCGCAAGAAGCUCAUAAAGGGCACACAUCAACACGUUGUCACGCAAGCCUCGGCAUCUUUGGACCCCGAAAACCCUGCCGUCAUGCUUCUACACCAGGAUCACAGCGCAGUCUGCAAGUUUAGCACAAAACUUGGGGCCUACGUUACCGUUAGCUCUGCUUUGAACCAAGUAUUUUCAGAGUUAACCGGCAGGCUGGAACCUGAACAAGGACAGGAACGACGUAUGUUUGGCCAUCCACGCUUUGUUGCUCAUGCAUACCCACCAAACAAGAAUUUUUGGUGGGAGGGUAGUGAGAUGAAUGAGAUUCAGUAUCGACUUACGCUUCAAACGCCGUUGGUCGGGCGGAACGAAGAAAUGAGUAAGCUCGAGAUGACAGUGACUCAACCUCCCACAAGGCCGAAGUUAACGGUCGUCAAAGGUAUAGCAGGAAUCGGGUACGCAACACUACCUACGGGACUAGUCUCUUUUGCUAACAGAGGGUGUAGGAAGACGGAGCUGCUCAUGAGAUUCGCGGCCAAGCACAGAUACCGCCGAAACAUCUUCUUCCUCAGAGCUCAAAACUCCAAGAAGCUGGAAGAUGCCCUCUCCACCGUCUGUCACAGCAUCGGAUUUGAUAUGAUCGAGAACCCGAGUGUCAACUGGGAGCGUUGGCGACGGACUGAAACGCCUGAAAGGAUUCAAAUCUUUGUCGACUGGCUGGGAAAGGACUUUAACAGGGAUUCACUUCUCAUUUUAGACGACGCAGAGAUAUUCGGGGCUUCAAGCAUUCAAAGCGCACUCAAGUAUCCAGCAUGGCAUAUAGUCAUGUCGACUAGAGACUCGAACCUCAAGGGGCCUGGAAGAGAGUCCCAGGAUCUUCGAUUGGCGCCCUUGACCGACAACGACACGGCCUUUCUCCUGCAAAAGUCAAUACACGACUUGUCGCCAGAGGAUUCGCAGCUUUUCAAUAGACGAGACUUUCAAAGUUUGGCGAGAGCUAUCCAAGGUCAUCCCCUCGCAGCACAAAACGUGGUUCCCUUUCUUUUGGAAUAUCUUGGAACAUUCGACAAUCCGACAGAAGAGUUUGUUCGAAUCCUCGACAAUGGGACCGGGGAAGAGCGGAAAAUCUUUUUCAAAUUUGUGGCAAGAGACCGGACUGAUCGGUCUCUUUGGGAUGUCUUCAAUAGCUCCAUCGAGUUACUGAAGCAGAAAGAGGGCUCGGAGAACGCCGUGAAGCUUCUACAGCUGCUUCCCUAUCUCCGCACAGACGACGAUUGCAUAGAUUCCUUUCUGAAGACCAGUAAGAAAGGACUACUCUCACAGGCAGAUGUUUCGCCUCAUGGCGUAGUUCUUCAAUCGGAAUAUCUGGUGGUGUCAAAAUGGCUUGAGAAGCUUCGAGAUGUUUCGCUCUUUGUUUCGAACGGGCCACGAAGAUCUAAAAAGCUCGACAUUCACCCACUUGUUUUGCAGUUUGCGCAGCUGCUACCUAGUGAUGAAGCCCGGAGACACCAAAUCAGGGACCUCUUGCAGCUUUUCUACGAGCUCAAUCAACGACAAGGAGAUGUGCAUGUCAUCCCGCAUGUCAACCACUGUUUAGACAUUUGUUCCCGUUUCGAAAUCUCACCACGAGAUCUGGGUCUAUCACUAGACGUCAUUUCCUGGCUAGAGACUAUUUCUAUGGAAGUGAGAAAGCACACGGAGUCAAGCAACAAUCCUUUCAUGCAGGAAAGCGACUCCAUUGCUGACAAGACAAAGGGGUUCAUUUUGCUAUGUGCAAGGACCCAGAAAAAGCUCAAAGACGUUGACCUUCAACUCGGAAACGGUGGCCAAAAUCAGCAACUGGUUCUCAAAUGUGUUGGGACGUUUAGAGAGCUGAGAGUUUCGUUGAGACACGAGGAAGCAUUCUAUGGCCUGCAACCUUUGGCACAGCAGCUGGAAGACGCUGUCGGAAGUUUGUCCGAGAUGCUUUCGAGGGCGCUGCCGGGCUUUGGAUGA
Fusarium vanettenii 77-13-4 is the source of this 3069-nucleotide messenger RNA. RefSeq lists its product as uncharacterized. The coding region runs from base 1 to 3069 and encodes 1022 amino acids. NCBI's taxonomy places the organism in Eukaryota, Fungi, Ascomycota, Sordariomycetes, Hypocreales, Nectriaceae. The record is from RefSeq and is a predicted model, not a curated record. The transcript is spliced from 7 exons.